Solea solea (common sole) is the source of this 2221-nucleotide messenger RNA. RefSeq names its product homeobox protein Hox-D9b-like. Gene Ontology annotation, cellular component: nucleus. NCBI's taxonomy places the organism in Eukaryota, Metazoa, Chordata, Actinopteri, Pleuronectiformes, Soleidae. The record is from RefSeq and is a predicted model, not a curated record. Gene Ontology annotation, molecular function: DNA-binding transcription factor activity, RNA polymerase II-specific; RNA polymerase II cis-regulatory region sequence-specific DNA binding. The coding region runs from base 1216 to 2151 and encodes 311 amino acids. The transcript is spliced from 2 exons. Gene Ontology annotation, biological process: anterior/posterior pattern specification; embryonic skeletal system morphogenesis; regulation of transcription by RNA polymerase II.
UAAGCCCUGACAGUGAUUCAAUUACAACUGAAAGACUCAACAAAAAGGACAUUGUGUGUGCCAGAAAAGAAGCAGCAGUUUUACAAGAAAUGGCUUUCACUGUAUAAAGCUUCUAACUAUAUGUGAUGGAGCAAUAAAAUAAAAUUUUAAAAAAAGGAGAUACAAUGCCACCAUUUUGAAAGGUGGUGAGCAUAAUGUAGCAUGAAAUGGAAGUACUCAGGUCAAAUAAGCAAAUAGUUUUGGGACUGUGGGAUUCCCUCUGGAUUCUGAACUCAUUCAUCCAGCAGAUGGCGCAAGGAGGCAGCGAUCAAGGUCUACGUUAGAAGGUUGAGACUCUUUUUUCUUGAACCCAAAGGAAGAAAGUCUGUCUGUGUCCCCGACCAUUGGACGAUCACUUUCACCAACACAGACACUGGAGAAGAGGCUUUGAAAGAGCAAUUUCUUUUCAUUUAAAUUUUUCAAAAAAUAUUCAGUGAGGCUACUGAUUAAAUAAUGUAACGAUAGAUAAAUAGAUAGAUAGAUAGAUAGAUAGAUCAAUGGGAUUUUUUUUCAUUUGAGCAGUAGGAUAUAGGUCAACGAGUAAUAAAUAAAUAAAAUAAUAAAAAAAUGACAAGGCGGCUGAAACAAAGAGAUAUCAGACACAGGCAGAUGCAAACUGAAAUCAGCCAUUGCUUUCUUUGAGAUUUUUCUCCUGACUUUUUUGGAGAAUCACACUAUAUUGCGUCCUAAGACGUGCCAGAAAAAGAACAUUUCAGUCACUAAUUACAAAUGUAGUGGAAGCCACUCAUUUUGUGGACCUAUACUGAGACAGUGGUUUGGCAGGAAUUAGAUUUCUCUCACUCUCUCCUCCAACGAGCUCAUAAACGGCUCCUUGCCACUAUUUUUUUUAAAUUUCGCUUGUAAAACUGUGGUUCGGGUCCCCAGUUUUUUAAAAACAUAUGUACAUAUCUGCUACAUUCAGCUCCAUCUGGCAACAGUCCUGUGGGCCUUCUAUCGCGUUUCUGAAGACAAAAGAAUGAUUUGAUUUAUUUCCCAUACUGGGUAAAUACAGUCUAACCAUGUGGUCCACAGUGUAACCAAUGGGCAGCCGAGGAGAAGGUAAGGGCAGGAAAAAAAUUACUACCAUUUUAGGGGAGGAUGUAAGCCACUAUACCAGCCCAUCUAACGUUUUACAGUCGCACUUAAGUGUCUUUUUAUUGAAAUAAUAAAAUAAACAUGUCGCUAACGAAUUAUUAUUCCAUGAUGGGGCUUCAGACCGAGGAGCCGUACGGUGCACAUUUCAUCCCGGGAAGCUUGCAGGGUUCGACGGCUGGCUGCGCAAAGUCAGCCCGGGGAACGGAGGAGGAGGAGGAGGGGACCCCCGGCUCACACAUUCCGGAUUUUUCACAUUUUUCCAACAAACAAACCAGUUUAAAUGGCUUUUCCCCUUGGACAAACACAUCGACUUCCUCUUCAUCUCCUUCCCCACAGCUGCAGUCCGCCCCCGGCGCUUCCAUCCCGGGUCUUUUUCAUCCGCAUCACCUCCUCAGCCAUCACCACCCCUACUACGGCGCACAGACGCAGAGCCACGCCGCCGAACACCUCGCAUCCUCGGCAGCUCCGGAGAGCAGGUUCGUCCGCUGCUGGGAGGGAGUGACUCCCAGCACGGACGCCGCUCUGUCACAAACACCGACCACUUUCCCCGGGUGUCUGUCCGCUCAGGGUGACCUCUCCACUCCGAGCUCCAGGUACGAGGCGGUCAAACCCGAGAACUCACCGCCGCCACACGACAGCCCCGGGGAUCCCAGCUUCGCCAGCCCGGCUGAGGUGGUCCUCGAGCGGCUCGGCACCGUGGAAGAGCUGGGGAGGAAGACCGAGCCCAAGAAAGAGGACGAGGAGAGGAAGACACAGCAGCAGUUUGACCCGGAAAAUCCAUCAGCCAGCUGGAUCCAUGCCAAGUCAACCCGGAAGAAGAGGUGUCCAUACACCAAACACCAGACCCUGGAGCUGGAGAAGGAGUUCCUCUACAACAUGUAUCUGACCAGGGACCGGCGCCUGGAGGUGGCAGGACUCUUAAAUCUAACAGAGAGACAGGUCAAAAUCUGGUUCCAGAACAGACGGAUGAAGAUGAAGAAGCUGAUGAUCAGGGAGAGGAGGAGUAUGAAUGAAUGAUGGACUGAGAGGGAGGCUGGGGUUCUUUCUUCACCCCAGCAUAGGCGAGGAGGUGGUGAGGUUCUAGCUG